CAUACCGCGCUGUCACGGCCGCUGCAGGCAAACGGCAACGAGCAUUUGCCGCAGACGUGAGAGAAGCUGCAUUCUCGUCGAGGUGCUUCCCGUCGGUCCGCUCAGAGCACUACGCCUCUGACGCGGAGGUUUGAAGCCGUACGCGAUAAAGCUGUUGCUCAACGUAAUACGAAAAGUCAGGACGAUGUUCGCAUGUGGAGAGAGCACUACAGGAAGAUAUUCCCUACUUUCGUGUUCUACUUCGAAGGUAUUCAAGAUGAUGUCCGCCGUAAUACAGUAAGACAAGUUCGGAGCCUGGGAUCGCGAGAUGAAAAGUUUUUCUCUAGAACCGUAACUCACGUUAUCACAACGCGCGAUAUACCGAAGGCAAAGGACUUAGGCACAACUGAUGCACGGGUCACUCCUAACGAAGAGAGCCAAGGACAAGACGCGUCUGUCAAGACCAUAAACCCGGUGUUGCUGAAGCCCGGAAAUAGUUCGCGCAAGAAUCUUUUUGAUGAUGCACUGCACAAGAAGGCUAACGCCCAGGGACAACCCAUGCCCACAGAUGUUGACACUAGGCGCCAGCAGAGUGGACAGGGUGACAUCUUAUCGAGGGCGAGAGAUAUGGGCAUGAAGAUAUGGGCUCUGGAGAAACUCGAACGCAUGCUUGAGACGUUAUUUGCCGGUAAUGAAAAUGAGCGGCCUAGCAAUCACAACCUGCGAGGAACCCGCAUUACGGCUGUGCCUUCUCGUGGAGUAGUGUCACGCGAAGCUGACCUUUCGCAGCUGCUGAAGAAGGAAAAGAUCCAAGGUCCGGCCGACCGUGACUUGACUGUGGCUACGCAAGAGAUGGUACCACUGCGAGGAUGCUACGUUUAUGUGCACGAUAUGCUCGGACAGACGAGGCCGGUCAUGGUACGAGAUUACGCCGUACCAACAGUGAAGGAAGACGGGAAGUGGCCACAGUUCCGCAACACAGGCCCGGGAAAGUGUCCAUUCAUAGAAGACCCAAAUCACGUCAGGAAACAACAACUGCAGCAACGUGUCCAAGCCAAAACGGAGACGACUGCUCCUAGAACGCGUGCUACCUCUAACAUAGGAGUAUCAAAGAGCAUGGCUCUCGGCAACGUUGACGGGGCGAGGGCUCUUACAGAACGCAACAGUAAUCUACCACUUCGUCAGAUGACUGUCGAUUCAAUGGAAGAAGACAGCCUUAAUAAGCCCCUCGAGCCCCCCAAGGUCAUUCCUGCUAAGCGCAGUAAUACUGAUGACUUGCCGCCAAUGUACACCAGUGCACAGGCGAACCGAAGGCCCUUGCCAACAUUCGCAGGAGGCCAGCCCAUUGCGUCAGGGAUGCAGCCUUCGAACAUAACUUCAGCCAUCAGGUCUAACUAUAUUUCCUCGAUAUCUUCGACAGCUCCAGUCCCUGGCGCCUCUCGAGCCGGAAGCAGCAAAGAGAUCAACCAAUUGAAGCGUAAAGUCUUUGAAAGGACAAGUGCCCCCUCGGCAAACAGUGCGGGUUCAUAUGCCAAUGACGUGCGAGCUGCGAUCAAUGACGAUCGGGCUGUACCCUCACGGGCUGCCAAACGCAAAGCACAAGAAAACCUUGCUGGCAUCAUAGAGGAAGAAAGCGCGUGUGGCCGAGGGCAGGCUCCUCGUCGUGCUGCUCUGCAACGCAAGCGGUCUGCUGACAGGGAUCCAAAACCCGGCUAUUGUGAGAAUUGCCGUGAGAAAUUUGAUGACUUCGAGGUUCAUGUCGCAACAUCGAAACACCAGAAGUUUGGUCGAGUGAAAGAGAAUUGGAGAGAACUCGAUGACCUCUUGUCACAGCUCGUUCGCCCAAUGUUGAAACGCUGAUACAAGAUUUUCGGACGGACCGAAUGUCAAACCCGAAUCAAAAGUACUUUGACGCCCGAUACCGUUGCAGAUGACAUUUGGCCGCAGUAGCUUACAUUCUUCCCGCUUCAUAGCACUCCAGCAUUUUGGCGUUUUCCAACCGGUUGCACAUACCCAUACGCGACCGCUGCAUUGCUUGCAUUUGAG
This is a messenger RNA of Pseudovirgaria hyperparasitica, 2025 nucleotides long. RefSeq lists its product as uncharacterized. Gene Ontology annotation, cellular component: Dbf4-dependent protein kinase complex; nucleus. The record is from RefSeq and is a predicted model, not a curated record. The transcript has 4 exons. Gene Ontology annotation, biological process: positive regulation of nuclear cell cycle DNA replication; regulation of cell cycle phase transition. The coding region runs from base 193 to 1839 and encodes 548 amino acids. Lineage: Eukaryota; Fungi; Ascomycota; Dothideomycetes; Acrospermales; Acrospermaceae. Gene Ontology annotation, molecular function: nucleic acid binding; zinc ion binding; protein serine/threonine kinase activator activity.